Molecule: messenger RNA, 2586 nt
Organism: Ciona intestinalis (vase tunicate)
Lineage: Eukaryota; Metazoa; Chordata; Ascidiacea; Phlebobranchia; Cionidae
Source: RefSeq, a predicted model, not a curated record
AGCGAUUUGCACCAUUAAGUUUUCGAUAUUAGAAGAUUCGUUCUGCUGAGAAGGUACUUAGCGUUAUAGAAGGAAAGAAUUCGUCGAGUUAGUAAUCGAAAUGUCGAUAAAUUCAGGCUGUGGUUAGUCUUAACAAAAUACCAUUUGAAAGGAGUUCUGAAAUUAAAUUUAAAUAGCUGGGUAGUCGAGAAAGACACGGUUGUGAGUUCAAUCCGUCUUUCCUCUUAAUAAUUUAUCGCGUAAGACAUUGUAAUGUGUCGCAUUCCGACGUGUUAAGAUAGUGGUCAGGUGUAUUAGAUUUUCAAGCUACGUCAUCUGGUGCUCAUGUCGCGCAAGGACGUAUGCUUUUCCGGAAGCGUGUGCUUUCUGUUGUUGAUUUUAGCAAAACAGUUUGCUCAGGUUUUAAUUCGCUUUAAUUUUAGGCGAAAAAGCGGACAGCCGUGUAUAACGCCCUCGGGCAAUCUAACGUCUUCACUCAGCCUGUUUAUUAUGGCGUUCAGGCACUUACGAUUGAAAGUGGUAUUUUUUACCUUCAGACGGUUUUAGCCACCGGUGGUAGAGCGAUAGCGACUGUUUAAGUAAUAGGUUACACCAUACGCCAGGGCGUGCAAUUAUAUUAAGCAAGGAAACAGCACUUAUGUUGUGGCCACGCAUUUUGUUGUCUCGUGAUCGGAUUGUCGUUUAGAGGAUGCGGAAGUUUUCGCAACUUUAUUGGGCCUUCUCAUUGCAUCUUUAAAAAUAAUAUGAAGUCAGUGAUUAGUUUUCUGUUUCAGAUCAUUGGCAUAUUGAUUUCAGUAGAUCUGCAAUUUAGUUUCACGACUGUGCUUUUUUAGAAAGUUAAUGCAACUGAAAACUUCAUGCCAAAUUUUUGGAUUAGAGCCUAACUCAUAAAAGCCUGGAUUACUCAAGAUGGGAUGCGCCUCUUCUACAUCGGGAGAUGCGAUGGCAGCCACCAGGUCCCGUCAGAUAGACAGGGGCAUCAAAGAGGACGCGAAACACGUCGAUAAAGAAGUGAAGCUUUUGCUUCUGGGAGCUGGAGAGUCAGGGAAAAGUACAAUCGCAAAACAAAUGAAAAUCUUGUACAAAGAUGGCUUCUCCGAAAAAGAACGAAACUCUUACAGGCAUGUGGUUUACGCCAACGUUGUACAGUCGAUCGUUGCCAUCGUAAAAGCGAUGCCCACUCUUCAGAUCGAAUUUGAUGAUCCAAACUGUACUGAAGACGCAAAAAAGGUGCUCACUGCUGGGCAGAUGUUGGGAGACUUUGAGCUCUCCGGGGAGAUUGGAGAUGCAGUAGCGAGGCUCUGGGAAGAUCCAGGUCUCAGAAAGAGCUAUGAGCGUUCCCGGGAGUACCAGCUUAAUGACUCGGCCGAAUAUUACCUCGAAUCGAUAGAACGAUUAAGUCAAGCCGACUAUAUGCCAACCGAGCAGGAUGUCCUACGAACCCGAGUUAAAACUACUGGUAUCACAGAGACGAACUUUAAUUAUAAGAACCUCGAGUUUCGGUUGAUUGAUGUCGGAGGACAGAGAUCAGAGAGGAAGAAAUGGAUUCACUGUUUUGAGGAUGUGACAGCCAUUAUAUUCUGCGUCGCUCUUUCCGCUUACGAUCUUCUACUUGCGGAGGACGAAGAGACAAAUCGAAUGCACGAGAGCAUGAGGUUGUUCGACUCCAUCUGCAACAACGCUUGGUUCCGAAGUACGUCGAUGAUUCUAUUCCUGAACAAAACCGACAUCUUCAGGAGUAAGAUUAAACACUCUCCACUUAACGUGUGCUUCCCGGACUAUCAGGGAGAAAACACAUUCGAUCAAGCUGCCACCUACAUCCAGCUUCAGUUCGAAAACCUGAACAAUCACCCAGAGAAGAUGGUUUACACUCACUUUACAUGCGCCACUGACACUACCAACGUACAGUUCGUAUUUGACGCGGUUUCUGACGUCAUUUUGACAAAGGUGCUUGGAGACUUGGGGCUUAUGACAGAGUAAUUACAACUCAGGGGUAACUCGCAAACAACUGCAAGCCAAUAGUCACAAUAAACACCGGACGGUACAAUGUCUGGUUGGAGCCAACGCUGGGCAAUGGUUCCUUUGGCGUGGCUGGUAUGGAGAUAUUUAUUGCACUAUUAGCCUAUACUGGUUUUGGUGCACCUGAAAAACAAAAACCGCAGCGAAAGAAUGUUCAAGUUAUAGACCCCGCGCUUACUUUGUACCGUCACCUAAUAUGCGUUUUACCAUCUAUUCUACAGAUUACAUGGCUACAGCUACCUUCCAUUUUUCACAUUUCUUUCCCCCCUUUUUUACAGUGGACCAACAACAACAAAAACAAACGAAUUAAACCAAGUUUUUACAAAAACUAACAGCUUAAUCUAAACUGCAUUUUAAUGCGAUUCUGGCAUACAAUCAUAGCUGCAAUUCUAGUAUUUAUUUUUUCUCAUAAGAUCACAUAUUGUGUGUCUGUGUGUAUUUUUCGAUUAAAACUGUAUUAUCAUUUGUUUGUCGUUAAUCCGUUUGCUUAAUCUUUUUACGUUAAAAACAAUGGCCGUGAGUAUAGGUUCGGGUAAUAAAGUUAUUGCAAAAUGUGCAAUUACCUUG